CGGAAGAUUUUGCUGGCGACGCGCCUGUCAAGCUCAGAAACUGGUUCACUGUGAGCUAAUUUACAGUGCGAUGACUUCAUGGUCGUAGACAGAAACCCGUAGAGAUACAAGACGCCGGAGCAUGCAGAGCUGGCCGCACAGAGGCUCAGAGUCAGGCUGAGAUGGCCGAGGCUGAGUCCAGUCUCAUGUCUGCGGUGGCGCUGACCUGAUCAACACUUGGGGGGCUAACGCUAGCUGGCUAGCCUGCUAGCUUGUUUACUGCGUCGUCCCACUCCUGGCUCCGCACGGACUUCCUCUGUAAUCUCAUUUGAAUUGAGGAGUGACUCACUUUCAUAAGCUCUUUGCCUCAGGAUGUUCUUGGUGGGGCUGACAGGAGGUAUUGCCUCAGGGAAAAGCACAGUGUCUUCUAUGCUGCGAGAGCUUGGAUGCCCCAUUAUUGAUGCUGAUGAUGUGGCCAGGAAAGUGGUGGAGCCCCACAGUUUGGCCUACCGCCGCAUCGUGCACCACUUUGGGCCUGAGGUCCUGCUGGAGAGCGGGGAGAUUGACAGAAAGAAGCUGGGCCAGAUCAUUUUCGCCAACGAGGAGAAGAGGAGGCUGCUGAACUCCAUCACCCACCCAGAGAUCCACAAAGCCAUGCUCAAAGAGAUGGUGUUCUACUUCCUGAGAGGGUACCGCUAUGUGGUGCUGGACGUGCCGCUGCUUUUUGAAACCCGGCGUCUCACACAAUUUCUCAACCACACUGUGGUGGUCUACUGCGACCCUGCCACUCAGCUGUUGCGCCUGAUGCAGAGGGACGGGCUGACCCAGGAGCAGGCCGAGCAGCGCGUCGCCGCCCAGAUGCCGCUCAACGAGAAGCGCGGCCUGGCCAAGCACGUCAUCGAGAACUCGGGCAGCCGGGAGGACACCCACCGGCAGGUCCUGCGGCUGCACACCAAGCUGGAGGACUCGAUGGAGUUCCUCUUGGUGAGGGUCAUCGCAGUCGCCGCCACUGCCGGGCUGGGCGGGAUCCUCCUCUACGCAGCCAAGAUGUUUUUUUCCUAGCAGAGGGGUAGAGGGGUGUGGCCGCGGAUGCCGAGUGUAGUCAGAAGUAGGCGUAGCCAGGUCCGAGUUACCGACACAAUAAACUGUGAGAUUAGUAUCGCAGCACCCGCCGCUGCCGCCCUGGAGCUCAGUGGCGCGGUGUGCUCUGUUGGGACUUCAGGACGUAACGUUAUCGACAUAUAACUUGCACUUAUAACUGUGGUUUAGUGACUCAGAGGGGUUUCAUGUGCAAUUUUUUUGUGGGUAAAAUGAAGUUCAUACCGUAAUGCCUGCUAAAAUCCUUGUUUUGUUGCAGCAGUCAGCAUCAGUAACAUCAACAAAACCGUUAACAGUAGGAACAGUUUCAUCAUAAUUUGUUACACAUUUUAUCCACUUUUUAGAAACUUGGUUGAUUUUAUAGAUUGUAAGUGGAACCACCAGGAGGAGGAGCAAAACUGUACAUUUUUGCCUCCUGUUUUGUUCAGGACUCCCCAUGGUUUCUUCAGUUUUUUUCUUUUAGCAGCCCAUUACUAAAAUGUUUUUCGUAGUGUAAACAUUUAGCUGGUAUGUUACCCAACAGCUCUCACUCAAAGUAAUGUCUACUAGUACAUGACGGCAAAGCUCACUUUCAAGAAAUUAUUUUAAUUUUGGUGGAAUACUCCUCGUAGGACAAAGGUAUUAGAAAUAUGAAUCACCUGACCCUUUCAGAAUGUUUUAGAAUCAUGUUUUAUUGACCUGCAUAAUGAAGACAAACUGUAGAUGUUGAAGAGGAAAGGACGUGUUUGACAAUCCGCUUUUCACGCAAACCGUGUGAAUUUACACACAUUUUGUUUUUAGGAAGUUAUGUGAAUUAACGGGCAGACUUUGUAUCUACCACUGUAUUUUCCUACACUUUGCGCUGUCUUCUGUAAAUACCAAGUCAGUGAUGCUUUUUUUUUUUUUUUUUUUUUUUAAAUAUGCACACUCUCACUUGUAACUAAUAUACAUACUUUGUAAGAUCAGCUGCUUUACUUGUCAGAGAUGAAUGUAAAAAAUCUUACACUACUGUUUUAAAGUAACCAGAAUGUCUCAACCUCCUUUGCUUGGAUUUUCAUUAGUUUUUAUUGAUAAAAUAAACUCUAAUCUUAUACCUCACCAGUCAA
Messenger RNA from Myripristis murdjan (pinecone soldierfish), 2162 nucleotides. It is a transcript of the gene dcakd, whose product is annotated as dephospho-CoA kinase domain containing. The transcript has 5 exons. Gene Ontology annotation, molecular function: ATP binding; dephospho-CoA kinase activity. The record is from RefSeq and is a predicted model, not a curated record. Bases 352 to 1041 code for a protein of 229 amino acids. Gene Ontology annotation, biological process: coenzyme A biosynthetic process. NCBI's taxonomy places the organism in Eukaryota, Metazoa, Chordata, Actinopteri, Holocentriformes, Holocentridae.